AUGCCUUCACGCCGCAGUCAUACCAAGUCCCGAAAGGGCUGUCUCCAAUGUAAGAAACGGCAUGUGAAGGAUCCACCCGACGUGACUCCGGGUCCGGACGGGGAUGCGCUAUCGACACGGAUGCUGGAGAUGAGACUCUUCCAUCAUUAUGUAACAGAGACCUAUAUCACCCUCUGUCAAGGGCGUCUCGAUGCCAAUCACUUUCAAGUAGUCAUCCCACGAAUCGCGGUUGCUCAUCCCUUUCUGCUGGACAGUCUUCUAGCUCUCUCUGCGCUGCAUCUGGCCUAUCUUGAGACACAUGAUAACCAUUCAUGGCUCGAGGUCGCCCUGAAAUACCAGAACCGAGCGUGUUCUGCAUUCAGUCGUGUAUUGGCAGAGAUGUCACCCGCGAACUGCGGUCCAGCCUUCAUAUGUUCCAUCUUCAUCAUGCUCUGCGCAACGGCCUACCCAUGCGUUACCCAAGACAGGCAAACAUUUGAGCCUCUGUCCCACGUGUUGGAGAUCCGCCAGCUCAUAGCCGGCUGUGCCUUUCUCUUUGAGCAACUUAACGGCAUGGAAUAUCGGGGAGAUUUGCAGGGGUGGCUGAAGUACAAGGAUGAUGAAGUCGAUCAGGACGGCAACCCCUAUAGCGCCAUACUGAAAUCCAUGCAACGGGUACAUGUGAAAUAUACGAGCCUGGGCGGGCCGCACCAAGCCACUUACCAAGGGACCUGGAACAUUCUCCAUGAAGCCAUCAAACGAUGGCCGUUUGGUGGCCCCAACGGGGGUGUGAUUGCAUGGCCCAUCAACAUCGGCGAAGACUAUAUCGCCCUCUUGCAAAGCGGAGAUUGGGUGGCCCGGGUGCUAUUUCUCCACUACGGGGUCGGACUGCACCUUCUCUCCGACAAGUGGUUUGUCCGAGACUGGGGGCGACGUCUUAUCGAAACUGUCUUGCAGGCGGAGGAAGACGUUCCCUCCAUAUGGGCUGAGACUAUAACCUGGACGAGAGAGGCAUCCCAAUUCGGUCUACGCCGGAUCCGGAUCCCAUUCUCUUGUAACAUGCAGAGCAACCAACCAAACCAACAUCUAAGCCAAGAUGCGGAGAAGCAGCCACUCCUCGGACCCCUCGAGACCCCGGUCGCGCCAUCGCGAUUGGGCUUAUCGCACGAUAAGCGACUCAGUCCUCCAACCAUGUUCCGCCUCAUGAAAUUCACCGUUCUCUCGACACUACUGUUGACAGUCUUGGUGAUCCAGCUUCCAAGUGUACUCACCUCGCCACUGGACUUUGCGACUCGCCAGCUAGUCCGGGAAGAUGGCUUAGAGGAUGGAAAGCGAGGGGCAGUGGCCAGCGAGAGUGCGAUCUGCAGUCGCCAUGGAACCGACAUAAUAACCAUGGGUGGAAAUGCUGCGGACGCUGUAAGAACCUCCGAGUUGGAUUGGUCGCUUCUGUGGCGCUAUGCUAACCCCAAUCCCGCAGAUGGUGGCCACAAUGCUCUGCGUAUGUACCACAGCGGCAUUGGAGGAGGUGGUUUCAUGCUGGUCAAGACUCCUGAUGGCUCAUUCGAGUUCAUCGACUUCCGCGAAACUGCUCCGGCGGCCGCUUUUGAGGAUAUGUUCAACAAUAAUACGAAUGCGGCCACCAUCGGAGGCCUCGCAAGUGGUAUACCCGGUGAACUGCGGGGUCUCGAGUAUCUCCAUAGCAAAUACGGCUCUCUCCCCUGGUCGACGGUUGUGCAGCCAGCGAUCCAAACCGCUCGUGAUGGGUGGUCAGUCGGACAGGACCUGAUCCGCUACAUGGAAGCAGCCGUUGGGGACGGGGAAGACUUUCUGUCUCGGGACCGUACCUGGGCACUCGACUUUGCCCCCAAUGGCACCCGACUCGGUCUUGGUGAUAUCAUCACCCGAAAACGGUAUGCGGCCACGCUGGAGACAAUUGCAGAUCAGGGGCCAGAUGCCUUUUACUCGGGACCAAUCGCGAAGACCAUGAUUGACGCGGUGCAGGCCGCUAAUGGUACGAUGACGCUCGAGGAUCUGGCCGGUUACACUGUCGCUAUCCGAAAUGUUUCCCAGAUAGACUACCGUGGUUAUCGAAUCACCAGCACGACAGCCCCAUCUAGUGGCAUCGUUGCGAUGAAUGUACUAAAGGUGCUCGGCACAUAUGAUAACUUUUUCGGCUCUGAUACUUUGAACUUGAGUACUCAUCGGAUGGAUGAGGCAAUUCGUUUUGGAUAUGGGUUGAGGACCAACCUAGGGGAUCCAUCUUUUCUCGAUGACAUGGACAAGUAUCAGGCGAUGAUGCUGGCGGAUUCCACCAUUGGUGAAAUUCGAGGGAAUAUCUCCGAUCUGCAAUCCCAGGCCGUGUCUGCAUACGACCCAGAGGGGCUAGAAAGUCUUGAAACGCCGGGCACCUCGCACAUUGCCACCAUCGACCAUUCGGGGCUUGCCAUUUCUGCGAUCACCACCAUCAACCUGCUCUUUGGCUCACAAGUGAUGGUUCCUGAGACUGGUAUCAUAAUGAACAAUGAGAUGGACGACUUCUCGAUCCCCAAUUCGUCCAAUUCGUUUGGCUACAUUCCCUCUGAGGCCAACUUCAUCCGACCUGGGAAACGCCCGCUGUCGUCUAGCACUCCGGCCAUUGUUACGCAUCCUAACGGGACGGUGUUCUUCGUCGCCGGCUCGGCAGGAGGUAGUCGAAUCAUCACCGCCACCAUUCAAAACAUCAUCCACGCUGUCGAUCAAGGCCUGUCAGCAGCGGAAGCCCUGAUCCAGCCACGCCUCCAUGACCAACUGAUCCCGAAUCAUGUUACCUUUGAGUAUACAUACGACAAUGAGACGGUUUCCUUCAUGGCUGCAAGGGGUCACAAUGUGACUUGGGUUGCCCCGGGUCAAAGUACCGCCCAUGCCAUCCGGGUUUUGCCGAAUGGAACGUUUGAUGCUGCCGGGGAACCCCGGCAGGCCGACUCUGGAGGGUUCGCUGUUUGA
Messenger RNA from Aspergillus sclerotioniger CBS 115572, 2961 nucleotides. Its product is annotated as gamma-glutamyltransferase family protein. The transcript has 11 exons. The record is from RefSeq and is a predicted model, not a curated record. Bases 1 to 2961 code for a protein of 986 amino acids. Lineage: Eukaryota; Fungi; Ascomycota; Eurotiomycetes; Eurotiales; Aspergillaceae. Gene Ontology annotation, molecular function: glutathione gamma-glutamate hydrolase. Gene Ontology annotation, cellular component: plasma membrane. Gene Ontology annotation, biological process: glutathione catabolic process.